AUGACAUUUGACCUUGACUGGGCCGUGGACACGACUUUUACGUCCGACAGUCUAAAUUUCAAAACGGAGGAGACAGAAUUUGCUGGAAUGUCUCUUUCUGACUUUUCGCAGCUACCUAGCCGUGGUAGCAUUGAUUCGACGUGGGUGGAUUCGCCACCGAGCAUGGCCGACUCGUUUUUGUCGCUCGACUUCGGCUCGCCAUCCGAAGUUGCGUCGGUGCAUGACAGCGGUUUCUGCAUGAGCGGCUCUUAUCCUGAGCCUUUUUCUGUCGACUCGAAAAAGCAAAUGCUCUUUUCUCCGCUAGAGACGGACGCCGUGCUGCCGUCGAAACUGGCGAGCUUUGCCAAGCCCGCGCCGAUUCCAUGCCGUGCCACCAUGCACGGAAACAGUGCUUCGUAUCCCUGCGCCUCGACAGACUUCACCUUGUUUCCCAAGGAGGAGGAAACUGCCAUGCAUUCCACGGUUUCUAGGAGCAGCCUGGACCCGGGAGCCGAUUCGAGCUUGGUAUUUGCCCUGCUGAACACACUGAACGGCUCCCCAGCGAGCACAGACACGGCAAAGGCGCCGCUUGAAACUGCUGCACCGCAUGAUCUCUCUUCACCUGUCUUGGUGGACGAUGCUACGACCGCCCUUGACAUGGCCGAAAAACGCGUUGUGCAUGCAAGUCACAAUACGCGCAAGCGCCGCAAUGUGGAGGAUCUUUUGCCGAUCGACGCGCCUGUUCAACCACGCAACUACCGCACUGAGUCGGCAACCUCGCGUCGCAUCUUUGCAAAUAGCGAAGUUGGAUCGCCCGACCCCGCAUCGUCUACUAGCUCGUUGGAUUCAAACCAGGACAUGGAUGCCCGGUCUCUAAAGCGUCUGAGCAACACGUUGGCUGCCCGUCGUAGUCGCCACCGCAAAGCCGAGGAGCUAAAGCGGCUCAACGACCAUAUUGCCGAGCUCCAAAAGGAGGCGGCCAUGUGGAAGCAGCGCUGCGAAAUUGCGGAAAAGGAGCGCGAUCGUGCAAAGCUAUGUUAUACGUCUACGUAG
Molecule: messenger RNA, 1032 nt
Organism: Malassezia vespertilionis
Lineage: Eukaryota; Fungi; Basidiomycota; Malasseziomycetes; Malasseziales; Malasseziaceae
Exons: 1
Coding region: 1-1032 (343 amino acids)
Biological process (GO): regulation of DNA-templated transcription
Molecular function (GO): DNA-binding transcription factor activity
Source: RefSeq, a predicted model, not a curated record